GGGUGUGGCUGCCGCAGGCCACGCCCCGCGGCGCGCAGGUGCCCGCAGCCCGGCGGAUGGCAGCGGGCGCUGAGGAGAUGCUGAGCUUGAUGGAGGUUGGCGGGUCCCUGCUGGAGCGGGUGGCCGUCGGUAACCCCCUCUCCCUGGUGCUGGCCGCCUCCGCCUUCGCGCUGAGCCUCGGCUACCUGUUCCAGCUGGGUUACCGGCGCCACGUCGGGUCCGACCAGAGGAAAUACCCACCUUAUAUUUCAUCAAGCAUCCCUUUCCUUGGACAUGCAAUCGCAUUUGGAAAAAGUCCCAUUGAAUUUUUGGAAAAUGCUUACGACAAGUAUGGACCUGUGUUCAGUUUCACUAUGGUUGGCAAGACAUUCACAUACUUACUGGGUAGUGAUGCUGCUGCUCUACUCUUCAAUAGUAAAAAUGAAGAUUUGAAUGCAGAGGAUGUAUACUCUCGGUUAACUACACCAGUUUUUGGCAAGGGAGUUGCUUAUGAUGUCCCUAAUCCGGUAUUUUUGGAACAGAAGAAGAUGCUCAAAACUGGGCUAAAUAUUGCCCAAUUUAGACAGCACGUAUCUGUGAUUGAAGAAGAAACAAAGCAGUAUUUCAAAGCGUGGGGAGAGAGUGGAGAAAAAAACCUGUUUGAAGCCCUUUCAGAACUUAUCAUUUUGACAGCGAGUCAUUGCUUACAUGGGAAAGAAAUAAGAAGCUUGCUGAAUGAGAAGGUGGCUCAGCUGUAUGCCGAUUUGGAUGGGGGUUUCACUCAUGCUGCCUGGCUUCUGCCAGGUUGGCUACCCCUGCCUAGCUUCAGACGUCGAGAUCGAGCACACAGAGAAAUAAAGAAUAUUUUCUACAAGGUUAUCCAGAAACGUCGAAAGUCUGAGGAAAAGGAGGAUGACAUGCUCCAAACUCUACUUGAUGCUUCAUACAAGGACGGCCGUCCGCUGACAGAUGAUGAAAUUGCUGGAAUGCUUAUUGGGUUGCUGCUAGCGGGGCAGCACACGUCCUCCACCACCAGCGCCUGGCUCGGCUUCUUCAUAGCCAGAGACAAAUCCAUACAGGAGCAGUGCUAUGCAGAACAAAAAGCAGUUUGUGGGGAUGAUUUGCCACCGUUAACUUAUGACCAGCUCAAGGAUCUCAGUUUGCUGGAUCGCUGUCUAAAAGAAACUUUAAGGCUUAGACCUCCUAUAAUGACCAUGAUGAGAUUGGCCAAAACUCCGCAGACUGUUGCAGGAUAUAAUAUUCCCCCUGGCCAUCAAGUCUGUGUAUCUCCCACUGUUAACCACAGACUGAGGGACUCCUGGAAGGAUGCUCUAGACUUCAAGCCUGACCGCUAUCUCCAAGAUAACCCAGCAGCUGGAGAGAAAUUUGCGUACGUCCCGUUUGGCGCUGGCCGUCAUCGCUGCAUUGGAGAAAACUUUGCUUACGUUCAGAUUAAGACUAUUUGGUCUACUUUGCUUCGUUUGUAUGAAUUUGAUCUCAUCAAUGACUAUUUUCCGACUAUAAAUUACACAACAAUGAUACACACACCUAAUAACCCCAUUAUCAGCUAUAAGAGGAGGUCACUGUAAAAGGAGCUAAAACCUUACUUAUCUGUGUAAACUAACAAACAGACUUUUGAAUAAAAUUGUGACAGUGUGUGGCAAAUGGAAACCAUUGCAUCUACUGUUAGGAAGACAACAAUACUUACCAACUGCAAAGGUGUUGCAUCCGUUUUGUUUGUUUGCCCACACCAUUUAAUGCUGCUGGGUAUAAUUGCUUGUUCUACAAAUUUCUCAUUGCAUUUUUAAAGGAAAAAGUGUUUUUUCUAUUGGUGUAACACUCUUUAAAGUGAAGAAAUAAGUAAUGUCUGUAAAUGGAACUCUGUGCUUUUGAAAAAUAACUGAAGAUUACUUUUCCCCGGAUACUAGCGGGGUAAGACCGCGUGCCUUCCCUCUGCAUCCAGUUAGAGCAACUGCGCCAGGGAGGAGGCAGCAAAGGGGAGCGCAGACCGUGGUGCCCUACUUCGGGUACUCGUCAUUCUCUUCCGAGUGAACUAGCUCCCAUCUUGGCUGCUUCGUACUUAAGAAAAAUGUUACCGUACAGCUGAGUAGUGGGCAGACUGCAGAAUGUUCACAGCGAAGUCUUUUCUGAGAAUAAACGAGUUAAAUGUCUAACUUAAAGCAGUUGUAAAAUGCUUAGGUGCAGAAAGCAACAAUUUUCUAAAAUUUUCUGAAAGCUUGAUGUAAGUGUGAAAGUAACAAUAUGUGAUACAAACAACAUUAAUUUUGUAAAUAAUGUGUUUGUGUAUAAAGUGGUCACAAAUGAAGUGAAAUAGCUGAAUGUUGUCCCCCUUUGUAGUGACUCCUGCAGGAUUUCAAUGAUGUUUAAGAGUGGUGGUGAUAAAUGGUAAUGAGCUCUGGCUCACAGGAACUUUGAAUUAAAUUUAUAAACAAA
Messenger RNA from Grus americana (Whooping crane), 2433 nucleotides. RefSeq names its product lanosterol 14-alpha demethylase. The record is from RefSeq and is a predicted model, not a curated record. Gene Ontology annotation, molecular function: oxidoreductase activity, acting on paired donors, with incorporation or reduction of molecular oxygen; monooxygenase activity; iron ion binding. The transcript is spliced from 10 exons. NCBI's taxonomy places the organism in Eukaryota, Metazoa, Chordata, Aves, Gruiformes, Gruidae. Bases 57 to 1568 code for a protein of 503 amino acids.